AUGACUUCACUACCAUCAAACUACGGCGACCGCCCGGUUGCUGUGCUGGGAGGCGGCGUACUCGGCCGUCGCAUUGCCUGCACAUGGGCAUCCGGCGGCUACAACGUCCAGGUCCGCGAGCCCGACUCCAAGCAACACCAGCCCUGCCUGGACUACGUUAAGCAAAAUGUCGACACAUACCCAGCAUCAGGCCGCAAGCGCGCCGGAACCGUCCAAGUCUUCACUGAUCUCGAAACCGCCGUCGCAAAUGCCUGGCUCGUAAUCGAAGCCGUCCCCGAACGGAUCCAAAUCAAGACGGACACCUUUGCCGACCUGGAGGUCCAUGCACCCGCGGACGCCAUUCUCGCCAGCAACUCGUCAUCGUACAGAUCCUCAGAAAUGCUCGGCAAAGUGAGGGAUGAAACCAAGACGCGCAUCAUGAACACGCAUUACUACAUGCCCCCGCACAACAUGGUUGUCGAGCUGAUGACGGACGGAUUCACGAACCCGGAGAUUUUCCCGUUCAUGACGGAGAGGCAGAAGGAGGUUGGAACGAGACCGUUUACUGCGCGCAAGGAGUCUACCGGCUUUGUUUUCAACCGGUUGUGGGCUGCGAUUAAGAGAGAGACGUUGUCGAUUCUCACUGAGGGCGUGUCGAGCCCAGAGGAGAUCGAUACGCUAUUCUACGAACUCAGCAAACACGGCAAGGGCCCUUGCACGAUGAUGGACGGUAAGUUUGCAUUCAUACGCAAGUUUUCCGCAGAUCAAGUAGCUAACGAAAUCACAGAGGUCGGUCUCGACACCGUCGCCUUCAUCGAAGACCACUACGUCAAGGAGCGCGGCCUGUCUCCCGAGAACACAGUCGACUUCCUGCAACGCGAGUACAUCUCCAAGGGCCGUCUCGGCAACAAGUCAGCAAAGGGCGGUCUUUACCCCCACCUCCCCAAGGUCAUCGCCCUUGACCUCGGCUUGGCCAACGAAAACGACGCUUCGGCCUCUGGACAGGUUCUCCAACUCUCGUCAGAGGGCAAGCUAGAACGUGUUCUCGUCGAUCGGCAACACGUCCCCGACGGCAUCGACAUUGACGCCAAUGACACCCAGCGCAUGAUUUGGACCUGUAUGGGUACACCAGGCAAGCAAGACGGCGCCGUCCUUUCCUCGAACAUCGAUGGCACAGACGUCAAGUCCCUCUUCGAGCCUGGUACCAUCAACACGCCCAAACAACUCGUCAUCGAACCGGCCUCGAAGAAGAUUUACUUCUGCGACCGCGAGGGUAUGAAAGUCUACCGCUCCAAUCUUAACGGAAGCGACCUCGAGACCCUCAUCAUUGGCGGCAACGACGCUUCUGAUUUGAAGACUUGGUGCGUCGGCAUCUCCGUCGCGCCAAAGCUGGGCAAGUUCUACUGGACCCAAAAGGGCGCGCCAAAGUCCGGACAGGGCCGCAUCUUCUGCGCGAACAUUGAGAUGCCGGCGGGCAAGACGGCUGAGACGAGAGACGAUAUCGAGUGUUUCCUUAGCGACUUGCCAGAGCCGAUUGACUUGGAAGUUGACGAGGAGACACAUACUAUUUUCUGGACUGACCGUGGAGAGAUUCCCAAGGGCAACACGCUCAACCGGGCGAAUAUCGACCCUAUGACGGGAUCGUUGUUGCUGUCUGAGGGGUCCAGGAAGUAUGAGAUCUUGGUGAGACAUCUCAAUGAGGCGAUCGGUGUCAAGCUGGACCAGGAGAACGGACAUGUUUACUUCAGCGAUCUUGGCGGCAGCAUUUAUCGCUGCAAUGUGGAUGGAUCUGAGAAGAAGAAGAUCUUCUCUGACGAUAAUCGCACUAUCUCCGGUAUUGCUGUUCUUCGAAUUUAG
Molecule: messenger RNA, 1836 nt
Organism: Colletotrichum lupini
Lineage: Eukaryota; Fungi; Ascomycota; Sordariomycetes; Glomerellales; Glomerellaceae
Product: 3-hydroxyacyl-CoA dehydrogenase
Exons: 2
Coding region: 1-1836 (611 amino acids)
Biological process (GO): fatty acid metabolic process
Molecular function (GO): NAD+ binding; oxidoreductase activity, acting on the CH-OH group of donors, NAD or NADP as acceptor
Source: RefSeq, a predicted model, not a curated record